Suncus etruscus (white-toothed pygmy shrew) is the source of this 3817-nucleotide messenger RNA. It is a transcript of the gene STARD13, whose product is annotated as StAR related lipid transfer domain containing 13. Gene Ontology annotation, biological process: signal transduction; regulation of Rho protein signal transduction; actin cytoskeleton organization. The record is from RefSeq and is a predicted model, not a curated record. The transcript is spliced from 14 exons. Gene Ontology annotation, molecular function: lipid binding; GTPase activator activity; protein binding. NCBI's taxonomy places the organism in Eukaryota, Metazoa, Chordata, Mammalia, Eulipotyphla, Soricidae. Bases 150 to 3467 code for a protein of 1105 amino acids.
CACCGGUGCGCGAGGGCGACCGAGCCAUGCUGCGCCCGCAGCGGGUCCCGGGACCCCCGAGGGUGUCCACGUCUGGAGCCCGGCGUCCCCGGGAGCGUGCGGCAUGGGCCACGCGGGAGCGGCGGCGAUGAAGGCAGCGCGGGGAUAAGAUGAGCGGCCCACGGAAGCCGGUGCCCACGCAGCUCCGCCGCUCCAUCAGCGAGCACUUGCGCGACUCCACGACCCGAGCCUGGGAUCUGCUUUGGAGAAACGUCCGGGAGAGACGGCUGGCAGAAAUUGAGGCAAAGGAAGCAUGUGACUGGCUGCGCGCUGCUGGGUUCCCGCAAUACGCUCAGUUAUAUGAGGAUUCACAAUUUCCCAUCAACAUUGUGGCUGUCAAGAAUGAUCAUGAUUUUCUUGAAAAGGACCUCGUAGAACCUCUUUACAGACGACUAAAUACAUUGAAUAAGUGUGCCUCAAUGAAACUUGAUGUGAACUUCCAAAGGAAAAAGGGUGAAGAUUCAGAUGAAGAAGAUCUCUGUAUCAGUAACAAAUGGACAUUCCAAAGAACCAGCCGCCGGUGGUCUCGCGUGGAUGACCUCCAUAACCUGUAUCCUGGUGGCCAUAGAAAUGGGUCAUCAGGAGACAUUAGAAUGAGAAAUACAACCAGCAGUGAAAGUGUCCUAACGGAUCUGAGUGAGCCCGAGGUCUGUUCCAUUCACAGUGGCAGCAGUGGAGGCAGUGACAGCCGCAGCCAGCUGGGCAGCCACAGUGCAGGUCGAGAGGCAUUGGACAGCUCUGGUCAACACGGGGCAGACAGCCUGGUCAUGCUGGAUGCCACACUCCUCAGCAGUCUCCCACAAUCCUCCAAAGACAUUCAUUACCACCCAAAGAAUGAGAAACCCACUCGUGCAAGAGCCAAGUCAUUUCUGAAACGCAUGGAAACUCUCCGAGGGAAAGGUGCCCAUGGGAGGCAUAAGGUGGGGCGGACAGGUGGCUUGGUGAUCAGUGGGCCCAUGCUGCAACAGGAGCCAGAGUCCUUUAAGGCCAUGCAGUGCAUCCAGAUUCCUAAUGGAGAUCUCCAGAGCAUGGCCUCUGCUGCAAGCCAAAAAGGGCUGGCCUGUGCCAAUAAGUGGGGCAGUGAAAGCAGCCAAUCAGAAAACAGCAGUAGUGGCCUGGGUACAUCUGGCUUGAAGGAACACAAAUGCCAGGAGACCAACAAGCGUGGGGGCAUGUACUUAGAGGACCUUGAUGUGCUGGCAGGAACAGCACUCAGGAAUUCUGGUGACCAAAACCACACUUAUGAAUUUCAUUCUCAAGAGAACUUGGUUGUGCAUAUUCCCAAGGAUCACAAGCCAGGAACUUUCCCCAAGGCACUCUCUAUUGAAAGCCUCUCGCCAACAGACAAUGGUAAUGGCGUUAACUGGAGGACUGGUAGCCUCUCCCUGAGCAGACAGCAGGAUCCUGCCAGGGAUCCAAAUCUCAUGGCAUCCUGCCAUAGAGCCAGUCGGGUCAGUAUCUAUGACAAUGUUCCAGGCUCUCAUUUGUAUGCCAGCACUGGAGAUCUUUUGGACCUAGAGAAAGAUGAUCUCUUUCCCCACUUAGAUGACAUUCUGCACCAUGUUAAUGGACUUCAAGAGGUAGUGGAUGACUGGUCCAAAAACCUCUUGCCUGAACUGCAAGCACAUGAUGCACUGGUUAGAGGACCUGGCUUAUGCCCACUACCAUCUCCUAAUCAGAUCACCUUAGACUUUGAAGGUGCUUCUGUCUCUGAAGGUCGAACCACACCCAGUGAUGUGGAAAAAGAUGGAAACUCCCUUAAUGAAUCUGAGGCCACAGGUGUGAGAGAAAGGAGAGACUCUGGUGUUGGGGCCUCUCUGACCAGGCCCAACAGGCGCCUUCGUUGGAACAGUUUCCAACUCUCACACCAGCCCCAGCCAUCGACAGCAUCACCCCACAUCAGUAACCAGACCGCUGGUCAACUGAACCUGCUGCAGCGCUUCUCGCUACUCCGCCUGACAGCCAUCAUGGAAAAAUACUCAAUGUCCAAUAAACAUGGCUGGACAUGGUCAGUUCCAAAGUUCAUGAAGAGGAUGAAAGUUCCUGAUUACAAAGACAAGAUGGUCUUUGGCGUUCCUCUUAUAGUUCAUGUCCAGAGAACUGGACAGCCUCUGCCUCAAAGUAUUCAGCAAGCCCUGAGAUAUCUACGCAACAACUGCCUAGAUCAGGUGGGUCUUUUUCGAAAAUCGGGUGUGAAGUCUCGAAUCCAUGCAUUGCGUCAGAUGAAUGAGAACUUCCCUGAGAAUGUCAGCUAUGAAGACCAAUCUGCUUAUGAUGUAGCAGACAUGGUAAAACAGUUCUUCCGGGAUCUGCCAGAACCUCUUUUCACCAAUAAGCUCAGUGAUACUUUCCUCCAUAUCUAUCAAUAUGUUCCACAAGAGCAGAGGCUGCAGGCAGUACAGGCUGCCAUCCUGCUGCUGGCUGACGAGAGCAGGGAAGUUCUACAGACACUGCUGUGCUUCCUCCAUGAUGUGGUCAACUUGGUAGAGGAGAACCAGAUGACUCCCAUGAACCUGGCUGUGUGUCUAGCCCCUUCCCUGUUUCAUCUUAAUUUGUUGAAGAAAGAAAGCUCACCCAGAGUCAUACAGAAGAAAUAUGCCACUGGAAAGCCAGAUCAAAAGGACCUCAAUGAGAAUUUGGCUGCUGCUCAAGGACUAGCCCACAUGAUCAUGGAAUGCAACAGACUUUUUGAGGUACCACUUGAGAUGGUCACACAAUCCCAUAGCUCUUAUGUGGAGGCUGAGGUUCAUGCUCCAACUCUGGAUGAACUGGGAACACAGGUAGAAGACAGUGGAGCGUCUUUCCAUACUUACCUGGACCAGCUGGUCCAGAACCUUCAGAAGGAAGCCAAAGAGAAGUUCAAAGGAUGGGUGACUUGUUCCAGCACAGACAAUACAGAUCUUGCUUUCAAAAAGGUGGGAGAUGGGAAUCCUCUGAAGUUGUGGAAGGCUUCUGUAGAGGUGGAGGCCCCACCCUCGGUGGUUUUGAACCGUGUACUAAGAGAGCGCCACCUAUGGGAUGAGGAUUUUUUGCAGUGGAAGAUUGUGGAAACUCUGGACAGACAAACCGAAAUCUAUCAGUACGUGUUGAACAGCAUGGCCCCCCAUCCUUCCAGAGACUUUGUAGUACUCAGAUCCUGGAAGACAGAUUUGCCCAAAGGAAUGUGUACCCUGGUGUCUCUGUCUGUGGAACAUGAUGAUGCCCAGCUCUUGGGUGGCGUGCGAGCCAUGGUAAUGGAUUCUCAGUACUUAAUAGAACCAUGUGGCUCUGGCAAGUCAAGACUGACCCAUAUCUGUAGGAUAGACCUGAAAGGUCACUCCCCAGAAUGGUACAGCAAAGGAUUUGGACAUCUGUGUGCAGCGGAAGUGGCCAGAAUUAGAAACUCUUUUCAGCCCCUCAUUGCUGAGGGUCCCGAAACAAAAAUCUGAGUUUUCCCCAGUGUGACAUCAAACUCAGGGAAGAGGACGUGAAAGCAAGCACUUGUGGGAGAGUGUGUGCUCAGGAGAAAGCAAAAGCAGGAGAGUGCCAGACAUGAUCCAAGCUUAACAAUGAGAACACUGCCAAGUUGGAAAGUUGACCACAGAAGAAUUUAUGAGAACUUCCCUAGCCUUCCUGGAGAUGGCUGUAUCCCUAACUAAUAGAGUAUUUUUAAAAAUCAAAACAUUUAUCUAUAUUGCUAAAAAUUAAAUGGAUUAUUCCUUAAUAAUUCACGUUGCCUAAUUUGCUAUUUAAAGGCUUCUAAGAAGCAUAUUCAUAAUUGUAAAUAAAUAUAUGUAUA